Molecule: messenger RNA, 541 nt
Organism: Dendrobium catenatum
Lineage: Eukaryota; Viridiplantae; Streptophyta; Magnoliopsida; Asparagales; Orchidaceae
Product: 36.4 kDa proline-rich protein-like
Exons: 1
Coding region: 39-491 (150 amino acids)
Source: RefSeq, a predicted model, not a curated record
CCCUUCCCAUCCACCUCUCCACCCUCCCAAUCAAAGCCAUGGCUCCCAAUCUCCUCCUCCCUGCCCUUCUCCUCUCUCUCCUAACCCUCUCCUCCAUCCUCCCCUCUCUCUCCUGCCCCACCUGCCCCAACCCAUCUCCUCCCCCCAAACCCAAACCCAAACCCAAGCCCAAGCCCGAACCCAAACCCUGCCCGCCCAUUCCUCUCAACCCAUCCCCCCCUCCCCCUUCCAACAAAUGCCCAAUCGACGCCCUCAAACUCGACGCCUGCGUCGACGUUCUCGGCGGCUUAAUCCACAUCGGACUCGGCGACAGCGCCGCCGCCUCCUGCUGCCCCCUUAUCAGCGGCCUCGCCGAUCUCGACGCCGGCCUCUGCCUUUGCACCGCCAUCAAAGCUAAGCUUCUUAAUAUCAAUGUGUUUCUUCCCAUUGCUUUGGAGGUUCUUCUCGACUGCGGUAAACGCCUGCCCUCCGAUUAUAAGUGCCCAUACUAAUUUCAAAUUCUGCCAUGAGAGGAAACUGUGGGGAGAUUUAUGCUUAUGGC